UUAAGAGGAGGAGCGACUGGGAUCUACGCUACACGCUCACUCACAGCUCAAAUCACAGUAGUGAUGUUCCCCAGCAGCGUGUAACAGGCAGAUCUCGCAGACUUCAGAUUGAUCUCAUCUCGAGAAAUGCUACUACUGAAAGCUUUCAGGCUAGAGAGACGUCUUAAAGUGACACGCGUCCUUUAAAUUCGAACGCAUACUGUACAAGUCCGUGCGUGAAAAGGAAAUAAGUUUAAAGAUGUCUGUCAGUAAUCAUGAGAACCGAAAGUCGAGGUCAAGCUCUGGGUCCAUGAACAUCCAGCUAUUCCACAAGACAUCACAUGCAGACAGCCUGCUUAUCCAACUCAACCUCCUCCGCAAGCGACGUGUCUUCACGGAUGUAGUCCUGCGUGCUGGAAAUCGAGCAUUUCCAUGCCACCGUUUGGUCCUGGCUUCAUGUAGCCGCUAUUUUGAGGCCAUGUUCAGCGGCGGUCUGAAGGAGAGUCGAGAUGCUGAGGUCAACUUCCAUGACUCUUUGCAUCCGGAGGUUUUGGAGCUCCUUCUAGACUACGCCUACUCCGCCCGGGUGAUCAUCAACGAGGAAAAUGCAGAAUCUUUGCUGGAGGCUGGCGACAUGCUCCAGUUCCACGACAUCCGUGUCGCCGCUGCAGAAUUUCUGGAGAAGAAUCUGCAUCCGUCUAACUGCCUCGGAAUGAUGCUUCUGUCCGAUGCUCAUCAGUGUCAGAGGCUGUAUGAACUUUCUUGGCGAAUGUGUCUGGCUAAUUUUGCUAAUCUGUACCACACUGAAGACUUCCUAAGCUUGCCCAAAGAUAAAGUUCAAGAGCUUGUUUUCAGUGAGGAGCUGGAGGUCGAGGAUGAAUGUAUUGUGUACGAGGCUGUUAUUGACUGGGUUAAAGCAGACAUCGGAAGGAGACACCUUGAUCUUCCCGACCUCUUGCGGUGCAUUCGACUUGCCCUGCUCCCGGAAACCUACCUGCUAGAGAACGUCGCUUCUGAAGAGCUUGUCAUGGGACACAAGGUGGGCCGUGAGAUUGUGGAAGACGCCGUCCGUUGCAAAAUGAAGAUCUUGCAGAAUGACGGCGUUGUCACAGGCUUCUGCGCCCGACCCCGAAAAGUCAGCCAAGCUCUUCUGCUUCUAGGAGGCCAAACGUUCAUGUGCGACAAAGUAUACAUGAUUGAUCACAAGGCAAAGGAGAUUACUCCCAAAACGGACCUUCCUAGCCCUCGCAAAGAGUGUAGUGCUUGCGCAAUUGGCUGUAAAGUAUAUGUCACAGGCGGUCGCGGGUCUGAAAAUGGGGCUUCAAAAGACGUUUGGGUCUACGACACCUUGCAUGACGAAUGGUCCAAGGCUGCACCGAUGCUCGUUGCUAGAUUCGGACAUGGUUCAGCAGAACUUGACCACAGCCUGUAUGUAGUAGGUGGACACACAUCCCUUGCAGGGUCGUUCCCUGCGUCCCCAUCGGUGUCUCUCAAACAAGUGGAGCAGUACAACCCCCAAUCCAACAAGUGGACACUAGUUGCCCCUCUCCGAGAGGGUGUGAGCAAUGCUGCUGUUGUAGGGGCCAAAAACAAACUCUUUGCUUUCGGAGGGACUAGUAUCAACACGGACAGGUAUCCCAAGGUUCAGUGCUUCGACCCCUGUGAGAACAGGUGGACUGUCCCGGCCACUUGUCCUCAGCUCUGGCGUUACACAGCGGCAGCAGUUGUUGGGAACCAUGUUGUGGUCAUUGGUGGAGAUACUGAGUUCUCCGCGAGCUCCGCGUACCGCUUCAAUAGUGAGACGUUCCAGUGGACCAAGUUUGGUGACGUGACUUCCAGGAGAAUCAGCUGUCAUGCAGUGGCGUCAGGGAAUCGCCUCUAUGUGGUCGGGGGCUACUUUGGGGCACAGAGGUGUAAAACCUUGGACUGCUAUGACCCGUCAACAGACUCAUGGGAUAGUAUAACAAGCAUACCAUACUCGCUUAUCCCAACAGCAUUUGUCAGCACCUGGAAGUACCUCCCAUCUUGAAGAAAAUGUGUCUCUUAUUUGAUCUUCCGAUGUUCUUUUGGAAUGUGGCUCUGUUCCCCCCCACGAGGUCUGGGAAUGCCGGCGGAGGCAUUUUACUAGUCUUGUUCACAAUCACAUGGACCUUGCGCUGGAAACCAAGCCUUAGGUCGGUCAAGUGUCUAACUAUGUCAACCGGAGCCCGUCCCAGCACACCGCAGUCCUGACGGAGAGAUGCAGAAAGCAUUGUGAACACAUUUGUACAUAAACUUACUAGGCAUAACUCUUUAAAACAGGUUAUUUUUAGCCUGAGGUUCCACGCUUCAGCAUCUUGCUCACUCACAUGGAUCCUGCACAGUCAUAAAUUAAGCAAUAAUUAACCCUUGCCUCUGGUUACUCUCUUUAGCGUAUGAAACUGGGCUCACUGUGCUCUUAGUAGACUUGGGUGGCCUUUGAAAGAGAAAAAGGAAGACAGAAUUGUUGAAUAACUAAUUAGGCUUUUGUAUAGAAUGUUUAUUUUUUAUUGUUGAAUAUUUUUUAUUUUUUCAUAAGAUUAUUAAAAACACUUCUCUGAUUAGCACUGUAUUCUUGUUAUAAAAGUACUAGACAAAUAGCGAGGCUGGGCUAAUAGACAAGUUUGGGUGGGGUGUCAACCCCAAAUGAUAAGACAUUAAGUCUGUUUUUAAAUGGGAUGCAUUGUGGUAUUAUUUUCAAGGCAAUUAAAUUAGAUUCUCAUUACCGUAAUGCAAAAAUGUCAUUACCUUCUUGGAAAAGAACAAGAAUGUAAUUUUUUUUAAAUUGUCAAGUAGUUAAGCAUAUCCAGAUUUGAAUUGAAACUACUUAAAAUAAAUACUUAAAAAUCCUAGACAAAUUACGGUAAUGAGGAAAAUGAGCUUAAUUGUUGUGAAAUUAAUGUCAAAAUGUGAAAAAAGAAGAAACAAGUAAGAACAUUUUGCAUAAAGAAAAUGAAGCCUAGUUUUAAAUAGUUUGCAUCGUGACAUUAUUUUCAGGGCCAUUAAAGCACAUUUCCUCCCUAAAUUCUCAUUACCGUAAUGCAAAAAACCAUUACAGUAAUGCAAAAAACCAUUACCAUAAUGCCAAAAAAAAAGUAAUGUAUUUCAUAUUAUCGAAAGUCAUAUGCAGAUUUUAAUAUUAAAAAAAUAAAAAUAAAAAUAAAUACUUAAUCCUGGACAAAUUAUGGCAAUGAAGAAAAUGCACUUAAUUAUCAGUAAAAUGUUACAAUGCGGAAAAAAGAAGAUGGAAAUAAGAAAUUACAUUUUCCAUAAAGAAAAUGAAGGCUGGUUUUAGAUUGUUUGUAUUAUGGAUUUAUUUCAGGGCAGUUAAAGCAUCAUUAUCAUUACUGUAAUACAAAAAAAAAGUUUUUACCAUAAUGAAAAAAAACUAAAGCAUGGUAAUAAAGUAAAAUGUUUUAGUUGUCAAGAAAAAUUCACAAUGAAAAAAAUUAUAAUAAUAUUUUGCAUGAAGACAAUAAAUAUUUUUUAAUUGUUUAGAUUGCAUUUUUUCAAGGCAAUUAAAACAGAUUGUCCCCCCAAAUUCUCAUUACUGUAGUGCAAAAAAAGUCGUUAAAAACAAGAAUAUAUAAUAUGUUAUUAUUGUAUUCAGCUUAAAAUAGGCUUCAUUUUCUUUCUACAAAAUAUUACUUGUCACUCAACUGUAGGAUAACUUGUAGUUAACAAUGUGAAUGACAUUCGCUUAGUUUUUAAGGUGGUUAAACUACUAAAGCUGUGGAUUCCUUAAUGGUUUUGUGCCAAGCCUUCAAUAAACAGUUUUCAAAGUGUCAAAAAAACUAACAAACUUCUUAAAUUAUGUUGCCAUACAUGUAGCUUUGAUUAUGCUUUAUUAUUGUAUUUAUAUUUGUACAGUAUAUUGUAUUAUUUUAAGUAGAUUUUGCACAUUUUGUCCUCCUCACUGUCGAACGGUCAUCUACUCUCAUAAGAUUGUUUUUCUUAAACGUCUUUAGAAUGUGUUGCCUGAAGCCAAAGAAAGCAGCACAGAUAGAAACAUGUUAUCAGCUAAACAUUGCUUCAUUAUGAAAUGUUUGAUACUUUGUGUUGUGAAAUGUCUUAAAAUUUUUGAUAUCACUGAUUCCUGUUCAGCUUUUUGUACAUUUAAUGCCAAAUAUUAUUGUUUCUAACUUCUGUCAGUCAUACAGUAGAGUGUACUGAAGACUUUUUUUAAUAAACUGUCUGUGAAAAUGCUAA
Carassius auratus (goldfish) is the source of this 4206-nucleotide messenger RNA. Its product is annotated as ectoderm-neural cortex protein 1-like. Gene Ontology annotation, biological process: ubiquitin-dependent protein catabolic process. The record is from RefSeq and is a predicted model, not a curated record. Gene Ontology annotation, cellular component: Cul3-RING ubiquitin ligase complex; cytoplasm. Gene Ontology annotation, molecular function: protein binding. The transcript has 3 exons. The coding region runs from base 239 to 2008 and encodes 589 amino acids. NCBI's taxonomy places the organism in Eukaryota, Metazoa, Chordata, Actinopteri, Cypriniformes, Cyprinidae.